UUUUUGAACCAAUACGGUACUUAUUGGACAUAUGGUUCCAUGGGAUUUGAAAGAUGGUUUACCAUCCCGUUGACUUUGAUAUCGAUGACUUCCUCUCAAGAAUUCAGGGCAACAAACCCCCCUUUGUGUGCCCGUCAGAAACAUGCCAGAAAGUUUGCAGAUCAUACAAUUAUAUGCAAAAACAUAUGCUUCUCCAUCGCCCUCCUGCUCCAAUAGAUAUCCCUGGACCACUUGUAAAUGGUGAAGUUUCUAGCAACUUUAAAUGUGCGCCUGCUUUAGAGAAUGGUUCUGAUCAGAUUGGAAAGGCGCAAAUUGUUGUUGGUCAUCCAACCGAAAAUUUAUGUCGACAGCAAAGCAAAACCCCUAUGACUUUUACUGAUGCUCAUACUUCUGUGGUUUUCGAAGCUUCUCCAGCCACCAAAGGUCACACGUUUCGCUGUAACAUAUGCGUCCCUCUUACCAUUUGCUUGCAAAAUAUGUCAAACAAGGUAGAAGACAAAGAUUCGUGCACCUCGGCGCAAGCGUUAUCUAAACCCGAAGGGGUUCCAAUUAACAAAAAGCAGCCAUCUAGUAGAAGUAAAAUGCUUCAUCACAAAAACAAGGGUCGCAUUAAGAAUAACAAAAGUGGUUUGACUGUAGGACAAUUUUCAGAUAAACAACAGUCUGAUUUAUGUGGGAAAGGCUCCCUCCAUACAAAUAGCAUGGAAGUGAACAAUGUUAUCGAGAUACCAAAAGCGGUUUAUUCAAUUGAUCCAGAAUUUUCUAUUCGGAAGUCCGUUCGUUUAAAAGAAGGUUCAAGUUAUAUUCGUUUUAUUGAAAAGACAUCCGAUGAAUUGGAUGAGGUUGUUGAGUAUGAUUUAGAUGAAGAGGAUCUUUUUUGGCUUAAAAGGAUCAAUGCUAAACGCAAUAGUCUAUCUUUACCGCCUGUCUCUGAAUCUACUCUGGAAUGGAUUAUGGACAGAUUUGAAAAAAAGGCCAGAUUCCGAUUGUUUACUUCGAAUGGUUGUGAAACGACAGACGUCUUCCCUGAUAUUGGUGGCAACCAUUCAGGUAUCGAUGAAGAUGCUGUAUGUGCUGUAUGUCAGGACGGGACUUGCGAAAAUACGAAUGUUAUAUUAUUUUGUGAUGUUUGCAACUUAGCCGUACAUCAGGAAUGUUAUGGAGUUCCUUAUGUCCCUGAAGGUCCUUGGCUGUGUCGUAAAUGCCUUCAUUCACCAAGCGAACCAGUUUCAUGUGUCCUUUGUCCGAAUAGAGGCGGUGCUUUCAAAAAAACUACAGACGACCGAUGGGCUCAUGUAAUAUGUGGGUUAUGGGUACCUGAAGUGAUGUUUGCUAAUCUGACAUUCCUUGAACCGCUGGAAGGCAUCGACAGAAUUGCUACAGCCAGAUGGCGUCUUCAGUGUUUCAUUUGUAAACAACGCAAUGUUGGUGCUUGUAUACAGUGUCAUAAAUCUAGUUGUUAUCGAGCGUUUCAUGUGACAUGUGCACAACAUGCUGGAUUGUAUAUGAAAAUUGAGCAUACAGAUAAUCCUGGAGAUCUAGGAAUACGAAAGAGUGCGUUUUGCGAUCAACAUUGUCCACCGGAUCACUUUUCUAGUUCAAAUAAAGGAAUGUACGCUCAUUCUGAUUCGGAUGGUCCUCAAUCUCCUGAGCGAGCAGCUCGAAUUCAUCUCAGGAAAGCUCGUAAAAUUUUAGCCGAACGUAGAAAUUCUAAACCAUCUGUUUGUGUUCCGAUUGUAUCUAAAGCAAAACUAGAUCUUAUUCUAUCCAAAUUAUCUGGUGUAUCAGGGGAUAAAAUGGAGUUUCUAAAGCAAACUUAUGCAUUUUGGAAGCUCAAAAGAGAGUUUAGACGCGGUGUUCCAUUACUUAAACGACUUCAGGCAUGUUCUUUGCACAGAAGUGCUGCUAAUUUUGCUGUGGCGGCUACAACUGGAGAUGCAGAAUCGCAUCGAAUGAGAGCUCAUUUGAAAUUCUGGCAACAACUACGUCAAGAUCUUGAAAGAGGACGACUAUUAUCUGAACUUAUACGUAAACGUGAACGUAUUAAACGUGAUAUAUUUCGUCUAUUUGUGACUGAAAUUGAGUUGAAAAUCAAACCACUUGUUGUAUUUCAGUUACGAUUUAUAGACCAACUUCAAGCUUUAGAUACAAAUCAAUUUUUCGCUGAACCUGUUGAACCAAGUCUAGCACCAGAUUAUUCAUUAAUUAUUAAAAAGCCAAUGGAUUUUUCUACAAUGCGUAAAAAAGUUGAAAAUUUCGAAUAUUGUACUAUAAAUGAAUUAUUAUCAGAUUUUAAUUUAAUGUUAGAAAAUUGUUUUGAAUAUAAUCGUGAAACAAGCGUCUAUUAUACUGCUGCUACGAAACUACGUGAACGAAGUAAACCUAUCAUAUCUGAAGCCUUAACAAUAGCGAAACAAAUCAAUUUCUGCCCUAAAACUGGACUUCUUCUAGAAAAUGUGCAAAUUAAAACAGAAACUAAUGAACAAUCAUCUCAUCAGGAUAAUAUUGAAAAUUCAUCCAAAACGAAUGAAAAUUGUAUACAAUCAGUGAACUCAUUAAAUGCAAGCUAUAAUUAUAGAGAAAAUCCGACGAAUUCUCCAGUAUUACUCCAUUUAUCGACCACACGAAAACCUUCUAAAUGUUCAUUAACAACGAAUGAACAACGAGUUCAUAGUCCUUUAAAAGAAUUGAUUAAUUGUGAUCGAAAUUCAUCGGUCCCUAGUAGUAUACGAAGUCGACUAAGAAGUUUUCAUUCACCAACAAAACCAAAUCAAUCACCUAUUUCUUUCACUACAAAUGGAAAUUUUGAAUUUUCUUCACCAAAUAAUGCUACUACUUCUACUACUACUAUUAAUGGUACUACUACUAAUACAAUAGUGGACUCAUCUGUUUUACCUAGAAAACGCCGUCUUUCAUCAACUAAUGGAGACCGAGAACUUCAUCUUCCUCCUACUUUACACAAUGGAGACUGUCGAAAACCUUCAAAACUAGCUCGACUACAGUCACAUUCUCCUGGAAAUGCAUUUGCCCAAGCCUACACUAAUUCAGCGAAUUGCUUUGAAAACCUCAUCAAAUCGCCUGGGAACAACGAGUCUACCAAUUGUAAAUGGAAUCCUUCUAAUCUUUUAUCAGUUAACGAUUCCAAUUGUUUGCAAAUUCGUCAAGUCGCUCGGUCUACAAAUGAAAUGAAUGGACUAAUAUCUUUAAGUAAUGGACCUGCAUUUACACGUUAUCGAAUCGGUCGUUUAUCACGCGGUGAUGAUGAGGAUGACGAAGAUGAUAGUGAAGAGACAGAUGAAGAUGAAAGUGAUGAUGGAUGUAUUGUUUAUCCGAAUACGAACUCUUCAACUCCUAAUCCUAGUCAUGAUUCUGAUCGUUCUGUCUGUAGACACUACCAACAGCAACGUUCGAAACAAGAUCCUGAAGUUGAGAUUAAUAAAAAAUCCACUAUUGUGGAUAGAACAACUACAUUGAUUGGUACAAGUCGAAUGGCUUUUGCUAAUAAACGUUCUCCUGUCAGUCGCUUAAAAUCCGCUUAUCGGUUCAAGACAAAACAGACUUCUAUUAAUAUUAGAAAAUAUAAACACAAAAGACGGUCAUCAUCACUUAGUAAAUUUGCUGCUAAGAAUAAGCUUCACAAUACUGAACUGAAUAUACCGUCACCGAUAUUGGUUCCUUCCAAUGAUUCUCAUAUGACAUCAGAUUUUGAUACAUUGUUCACAAAGUUUCUACCAAAAACUGGCAUUAUCAAAUCAAAUAAUAUCCGACGAGAUCAUGAUGUUGUGAACAUUAAUUUUGAAUCAGUUAACAGAUCAGAUCAUAUUGACUUACCGUUGAAUAAUGAAUUUGAUACAAAAGCUAACUGCAUAACAGACUCAUUGUCUGUUUCUUCCAAUAUUGAGACAUCUUAUACUAGUAAUUCUAAACCACUCAGAAGUCCCUUAUCUCGUGUCUCUUCUCGAGGUAGUGUCGGAGAGGAUAUAUUUACGGAGCAUCAGUUUAGUCCUUUAGAUAUCGUUUGGGCCAAAUGUUUGGGAUCACCAUGGUACCCAGCAAUAAUUGUAGAUCCAGAUGCUAAUGAGGGUUAUUCUCACAAUGGUGUUCCUAUCCCCCUACCUCCGGAGUCAGUGUUAAAAUGGGGCAAACGAAUAGCCUCUAAUAAAUCCACUGAUGAUUUAGAACUUUUAUUAGUUCUCUUCUUUGAUACAAAGCGUACAUGGCAAUGGCUUAGUCCUCAGAAACUUCAACCUCUUGGAAUUAAUAAAGAACUCGAUUAUGAAAGACUACGAGAAGGAAGGAAAAGUAAAAUGAAGCAUUCGGUAAGUUAAUAGUAGUUGUCAUAAUGUUAAUAAAUUACGAAUAAAUUUCUAGGUUGGUUUACUUAUUUCAAACUGAAAGUAAAGAUUGUCUAAAUAUAUCUACGUUACAUAACAUGGUAAUUUAAUGAUAAACAAAAGAUGCAUAUGUUGUAGCUGGAAAUAAAAAGUAACUUCGCCUGUUUAUUUAUUUAUUUAUUUUAACACAUAGGUAUUGGUUCAAGGAGGCACCAAAUACAUAUGCGCCACACGAAUCUCAAUUGAUUUGUGUGAGGGCUGUGAUACUCCUCGGGUGCCCAAACCGAAGCAGGUGGUUUUCUUAGGGGGCCACACCCUGAGCGUUUGACCUGAAGAUCUGAUCCACAAGGCAGUGGAGCAUCGUGAGGAGAUGCAGUCCCAGGGUAGCCGGUGACCAACGAUUGGUUCAUACGCCAUUUGUUCCUUCAGGAUACUGGAGCCCAUGUGCACCAUUGGUUUGGGGUCCGGUUAAAGCGCCGGACAUUCGCUUUUCGUCCUCUCAAUUUCGUAAACAACACCCCCGCCACGUGAAGGCAGUGAGUAGAACUUCCCUGGCAGGGGCUGUAUACGCGUGGCCAUGUGAGGUCAUUUCGAGAGGGAGAGCGGACUCUCCCCACUCUCGGCCGUACCAGGGCAUCUGUAGUGGAAUCCUAGUCAAUCAGUAAUUUUUGUAGAUGUUCUACAGUUUCACCUGCAUACGGUAAUUAAAAUAGCUUUAAAACAAAAUCGUUUCCUGUUGUAUUGAAUAAAGAUUAUACGAUAAUCUUUUUUGAGGUAGGAAAUACGUUUUACUCAGGGAACAAUUAAAAAACAAAAGUACAAUAACUACUAAUGAGUAUUUCUAAAUCGUAACGCGGAAAUGAGUAUGUAUUAUGUGAUGACUUAUUUUCUUCUAUGAACAUUAUUAUGAAGUUCGACAGGUGAGCCAAUUCUAAUUAAGGGAAAAAGAAGUGUCCACACUGAAAUGUGUGUAGAUUGGGACAAUUUAUUCAUUUAGAUGGUGAUGGUUCAACCUUAUGUGAAAGUCACUGAUCACUUAUUGGAACAAAACAAAGCAACUUCGCCUGUGCUCUUGUGAAUAGUUAUAGACUGUAUUGUUGAAGAGUUGCUUAACAUUUGAUUUCCCAAACUUCUUACUAUCAAAAUAUAGUGUCAUUUCAAAAGCCAUUUAAUCGACUUAUUAAUCAUUAUAGAACUCGGUCAAAUAGUAUAUUACCUUAAUUACCGCAGUUCUAAAUAAUUAUCCACAAAAUAACUGAAAAGUUAGCAGUAGAUAUUACUGUAACUAAUUAAGACAACGGAAUAAUAUUUUCCAAAUAUAUCAUUAUGUUGAUUUAUUAUCUUUUUUAUAGCUUUUAAACAUAAAUUUCUUUUUACCACACUAUAGAUCAGUUCGUAAUAGCUAUUUUUGUGUAGAGUUCACAUUAAAUCCUUUAAUAUUGUUUCGGCAGUGCAUCGUCUUGUGAAAAUUCAUUUCCUCCUCUCGUAUCUUAGCUCUCAGAUUCUGCACAUCAUCACUAUAAUUAACUACAUGGUUCUUCAAACAUUACGAUUCCUUGUAUGAUUACAAACACUUAGCUACUUGGUUGGGACAGAUUGAGCUAGUUUUUAUAGUAUGUUCGUUGUUUAGAAGAUCUGAUCUAGUGAAGUAUGUUUACUUACUUUUAUUAAUUUAAGGUAUAUAUAGGUGAGAUUUAUCACGCUGGUACAAUGUUUCGGAUGUUAUCGUAAAUGUCUAUCAGCGGCUGACUAAUAAUCUUGUGAUCAAUACUGCAUAUAACUACAACACUACUUUGAAUUGAGAAAUCUUUCGUCAUAGGUUGCACUUUAUUUAUUCAAGAGUUAUUUUCACUGAAUUCGUAAUAAUUUCAUAUUAUGCAUGAACACUCCCCCCUACUUAUAUAUUGUUGAAAUUGCAUAUAUUGGGCUCAUACGGACAAAGAAUACAGAUGAUAGCAAGAGAGUAGGACCCAAACGGGGUAUUUUGUUUGCCAUGUUGAACCGAUACACACUCAUGAUAUUGAUUCCAAUGUGUUCCACUAGUUCCAAGCACCUCCAGGUUGCAUCUAUUCAUUUCUGCAACAAUUUGGACUACUCCCCCGGUCUCACACGUUGUACGAGCAUUCUAUGUACCUAAAUUAAUGGUUGCUCUGGUUGUCAGAAGGAGCAUCAGCCUCGUGACUACCGGAGGAACUCGGCUUUCACCAUGGUGUCAUAACUCUUCUAAAUGAAAACCUGCUAAAUCCCAGGGUGGAGUUUAAAUUGUUUGAAUUAUUUUUUCUGCUUAGCGUUUUUUUUAGCGAGUUAGUUUCCUACGGGAUACGUUAUGCGUUAAUUAGAAAAGACUGCUAUUUAGAUUACAAAACCUAAUGUUAUUGUUUGGAUUUCACUUUUUUCAAAUACUAUAUAACUUUAAUUCGCACAUAUUUACCAGGUAACGAAAGCUUAUCGUCGAGCUGUAGAACAUAUAUGUAAGGUUCACGGAAGACCAUAUCCUUAUACAGAUGGGAAGUCGACAGACAUCGCUGUUUUUACCUUGUAAAAUAUCAUGACUUCUUUUGUACAAAGUAUAUUUUUCAAUUUAAUGCAUUCACGAUUAACUCGUAUAAAUUCCCAUAUACUAAAUAUUAUCAUCCGUUAUGCUAUAUAAAUUACUGAUGAUUUCUUCGCCCAAUUGUAUCAUAUUUAUUAUCCCAAAGAUGUUAGUAAAAUGUAAUGUCCAUGUGAAAUGUCUAUUAAUUUCUACUAACGUUUCAAACAAGUUUUUUUAUCUUUUGUUUCACCAGUUUUUGUUCCACGUUGAGUGUAAAUAAAUUUUCAACGUAUCUUUUUUUGAUAAUGGUGUGGGAAACGGAUUCAUAUUCAUUCUGUCUAAUGAAAGCUUCAUACAGAUAUUUAGAAUAUUUAGCCUAAUGAUUGUUUUGUAAAUUCCUUGACUUUAAAAAGUAUUGCGCUCAUCUAGUGGGA
This is a messenger RNA of Schistosoma spindalis, 7301 nucleotides long. The record is from the annotation of a GenBank genome assembly. Lineage: Eukaryota; Metazoa; Platyhelminthes; Trematoda; Strigeidida; Schistosomatidae.